Messenger RNA from Coniophora puteana RWD-64-598 SS2, 1610 nucleotides. Its product is annotated as orotate phosphoribosyltransferase. Lineage: Eukaryota; Fungi; Basidiomycota; Agaricomycetes; Boletales; Coniophoraceae. The record is from RefSeq and is a predicted model, not a curated record. Bases 6 to 683 code for a protein of 225 amino acids. Gene Ontology annotation, cellular component: cytoplasm. Gene Ontology annotation, biological process: pyrimidine ribonucleoside biosynthetic process; pyrimidine nucleotide biosynthetic process; 'de novo' pyrimidine nucleobase biosynthetic process. Gene Ontology annotation, molecular function: orotate phosphoribosyltransferase activity. The transcript has 6 exons.
CAACGAUGUCCACAGAGCUCACCUCGUACCAAAAGGAUCUUCUGCAGCACGCAGAAGACGUCGGCGCCCUCAAGUUCGGCACGUUCACGCUCAAAUCAGGCCGCAUCUCCCCGUACUUCAUCAACGCCGGCCUCCUCAGCACCGGCCCCAUCCUCUCCUCCGUCGCGACCGCCUACGCCGCCUCCGUCUCCUCCCUCCCCGCCUUCGACGUCCUCUUCGGGCCCGCCUACAAGGGCAUCUCCUUCGCAGCGUGCACCGCGCUCGUGCUCGCCGCGCCGCCCUUCGCGCGCGCCGUCGGGUUCGCGUACGACCGCAAAGAGGCCAAGGCGCACGGCGAGGGCGGGAGCCUCGUCGGCGUGCCCGUUAGAGGGAAGCGCGUCGUUGUGCUCGACGAUGUUAUGACGGCGGGCACGGCGGUGCGUCUUGCGAUCGAGAAGAUACGCGCGGAGGGCGGCGAGGUCGUGGGUGUGCUGCAGCUGCUGGACCGCGAGGAGGUCGGUGCGGAGGACGCCGAGGGGAGCAGCACGCUAAGGGAGGUGGAGAGGCUCGUGGGCGGAGAGGGGCGCGUGCAGAGUGUGCUCAAGAUGCGCGAUCUGAUCGCGUGGGUGAGGGAGAAGGGCGGGCGCGAGGAGCAGCUAGAGCAGAUGGAGGCGUAUCGUGAGCGGUACGGCCGGAAGGACUGAAGGGCAGCAUGUGCGAUACCAUAGCAUUCGUUGGAGACGUGAACAAGAAACGUUGUAUUUAUUAAGACAUUCCCAAGAAAAACAUAACACACCCUCGCGUCGGAUGCCCACCCCGCACCUCUCGAAACCCUUACCCCCUCCCCAGACGCUGCCCAGAGCCCCACCGAUACCCGGCCCCCUGCUGCUGCUGCUGCCUAUCCCUCGGCGCAUACGCCCUAUACGCCCUAUCCCCGCCCCCGCUACCCGCCCUCACGCCUCCCCGCUCCCCAAACCACUCCCUCAGCCACCUCGGUGCGCGCCCCCACCCCGCAUACGCGCCCGUCUCCGCCGCACCUGCGCCCGUGCCCGACCCCCAGACGAGCCACCACCACAGGUGCCCGACGAGCAUGCCCGAGACGGCCUGCGCCGCGGCGCUAGUGCCGCCCAUGAGCAGGUCCAUCGCGAGGAGCGCGUACGGGUAGUAUGCGAGGGGAAUCGUGACGAGGCCCAUGACGGACGCUUGGGCGCCGGGCGGGGCGAGUGCGGAUUGGAGGUAGACGAGGGAGUGCAGGAAGGCGCGGUUGUGCAGGAGGGAGCGGAGGGGGAGGUUGGAUGCGAGGAUUCCGAGGGCGGCGAAGAACGCCUGCCAGGCGAAAUCUGCUGAGCGGCCUUGGUAGUACUGGCUUUCGAUGCCUUCGGUGGUGCGGAAGAGCAUGAAAAACUCGAAAAUGUAAUCCAGCCGCGCAGGUCCAAGGAAGAAACUCGUGUACGCCCUCCACACCUCAAACCGCUGAGAAACCUGGCUAGCCACAAAAACGAGGUUGUACGGCGAGAUGACGCCCAGCGCGGAUGCACCAGUGAUGGCGAGAGACGACCCCGCGAUGAACCGUGUCACCGGCGGGAUCUUUUUUAGUUCUGCUGCUAUUCCUUCGGACAUCGUGCCGUAUA